Molecule: messenger RNA, 789 nt
Organism: Manduca sexta (tobacco hornworm)
Lineage: Eukaryota; Metazoa; Arthropoda; Insecta; Lepidoptera; Sphingidae
Exons: 3
Coding region: 41-367 (108 amino acids)
Source: RefSeq, a predicted model, not a curated record
AUCAGAACAUCCCGUGCGAAGUCGACAGAGUAAUAAAAAAAUGUUCAAACUUACGUUUAUUGUGUCCGUCAUGAUCUUAGGCACCCUCAUCUAUGCCAACUACCAUAACGUGGACUGCAACUCAUGCGGUGAAGAAUGCAAGCGCGCCUGCGGCACCAAGCAGUUCAAGGUCUGCUGCUACAACUACUUGAGGAAGAAGCGAGUCCCCGAUACCGUUAUGGUGUUGUCGCCAGUUCCCAGCAUGAGAAGGAUUAACUUUCCCUUCUUCAUGGACAACAUGCCGCAAGACGCCGUGGAAGCUGUCGAUCAGUACAAAUACUACCCUAACGAUGACUCGUUCGACAUGCGACUUAUUAACGAUUUCUAAAUAAUUUUAACAACGCUGUAAUACCACAUAGACACUUCCAGUAAAAUUUGCAGUAGGUAUCAAUUAAACUGAAAAUAACAAUGAUAUACACUUUAAGAAAGUGCAAUGGUGUCAUGAAUUAAUAUUAAUUUGCCCCUGUUAGAUACGUAAUUAUAAAGUAAAGGGCGGUUAGUGAUUACUGGAUUCAUUUAAUAAAUAUUACUUCGAUUCAGUAACAAGCUACUGAGUAUAUAUAGCUGCAAAUAUGAAAAAAGAAGAUAUAGGAGUAUCACAAACAAUUCUUGGAAGUGUCGUGUUUCAACGCCCCCUCAGUCAAUUUGCCACGUCGAGUGUAAUGUUUAGAAUAAGGCACAAAAGUUUUCGUCAACACGGCUGGUGUUAGACGCAAACCUAAAUAAUUAUUUCGUGUAAAUAAAAUUUCU